UCCCACCAAAUUCACAGGUGUAAAAUCUAAGCUGACGCUUCAUACUUCCAUUUCAAGAAGCUACGCAACUUAAAAACGCCGCUAUUAUAUUCAACUCGUAGUAAAAAGUAGAAAGAAUAAAGAAAGAAAGCGAGAAAAAAAAAAGUAAAGAGUAAGCUAGUUAGCUGCAACUAUGUCAUCAAUCAUGUCGAAGGUUCUGGAAAAUUCCGGCGGUUUCGCAAUCGUCGACGGCGGACUUGCGACGGAGUUAGAGCGUCACGGCGCCGAUCUCAAUGAUCCUCUUUGGAGCGCUAAAUGUCUCGUCACUUCUCCUCACCUCGUUCGUCAGGUUCACCUUGAUUACCUUGAAGCUGGUGCUGAUAUCAUAAUAUCUGCAUCGUAUCAGGCGACCAUCCAGGGUUUUCGCGCCAAAGGGUUAUCACAAGAAGAAAGUGAAGCCUUGCUAAGGAAAAGUGUUGAAAUUGCCUGUGAGGCACGUGAGUUAUACUAUGAAAACUGUGGUAAAGCUUCUGUGGAGGCUAGACAUGAUAGCAAGAUCCUAAAAAGUAGGCCCAUCUUGGUUGCAGCAUCAGUGGGAAGCUAUGGUGCUUAUUUGGCUGAUGGUUCUGAGUAUAGUGGGAACUAUGGUAAUACUGUGACUCUGGAUUUCUUAAAAGAUUUUCAUCGGAGAAGAGUUCAGGUUUUAGCUGAAUCAGGUGCCGACCUAAUUGCAUUUGAAACAAUUCCAAAUAAAGUAGAAGCACAGGCUUAUGCUGAACUACUUGAAGAGGAAAAUAUAAAUAUUCCAGCAUGGUUUACCUUUAGCUCAAAGGAUGGUGAAAAUGUGGUCAGUGGCGAUUCCUUCCCUGAGUGUGCAUCAAUUGCUGAGGCUAGCAAGAAGGUUGUUGCAGUUGGAAUUAAUUGUACUCCUCCCAGGUUUAUUCAAGGACUGAUUUUGUCAAUUAAAAAGGUGGCAACAAAACCAAUUAUUAUAUAUCCGAACAGUGGUGAAACCUAUGAUCCCAUUAUAAAGGAGUGGGUGCAAAAUACAGGGGUUCUAGAUGAAGAUUUUGUUUCUUAUGUGAAACAUUGGCAGAAGGCAGGGGCUUCUCUAUUUGGUGGUUGCUGUAGAACUACUCCAAAGACAAUAAGUGGCAUUUACAGGACUCUUUCAGAGAAAUCAGUGUCCUCCACCUUAACAAGUAACUGACGCCUUCGAGUAGUAAAUGAUUAGCCCGGAAAUAUGAUCAAUAUGCCUGUGUACUAUUGCCUUCAAAGUUAUUUCCUUCUUGACUAAGCUUGUUAACUGAAGGCCCCCUCACAUAUUCUGUAAUCUGUAUAUAAAGCACGGGGAUUUUUGCACAAAGACAAGUUUUGCAUACAAAAAUUAUGUACCGGAAAUGUUUAAUAUAGGCUGCUUUUAUCUCAAAGUUAUGUACUGGAUUUCCUGUUUCUUCUCUAUCAAGUUACUCUCUUGAUGGUAGAUUCAUAUUUACAAUGAAUAUGAAGACUCCACCUUGAUGAAUAGCCUUGUUACUUAUUCUAACUUUAUUAUGAUGGAAGUCAAACCCAACUAAUGUACUAAUAUGGCUGUGCGUGGACUUUUGUAAUAUAGAUACUUGUGUUGAAAGCCCAAAAUGUAUGAUAAAUUAAUUUUGUUAACUUGAA
Messenger RNA from Chenopodium quinoa (quinoa), 1647 nucleotides. Its product is annotated as homocysteine S-methyltransferase 2-like. Gene Ontology annotation, molecular function: S-adenosylmethionine-homocysteine S-methyltransferase activity; zinc ion binding. Bases 173 to 1189 code for a protein of 338 amino acids. The record is from RefSeq and is a predicted model, not a curated record. The transcript is spliced from 7 exons. Gene Ontology annotation, biological process: S-methylmethionine cycle. NCBI's taxonomy places the organism in Eukaryota, Viridiplantae, Streptophyta, Magnoliopsida, Caryophyllales, Amaranthaceae.